GAGUAUGAUGGUGAACGCAAUUCAGAAGGUGAGCGACAUGGACGUGGAAAAGCACAUCUACCCAAUGGUGAUACCUAUGAUGGAGAGUAUGAACAUGGUUUCAGAAGCGGUAAGGGGACCUACAGAUUUAGAAAUGGUGCUUGCUACACUGGAGAAUAUCUUCAAAACAAAAAGCAUGGCUGGGGUAUUUUUUUUUAUCCAGAUGGAUCGAAAUAUGAAGGAGACUGGGUGAAUGACCAGAGACAUGGCUAUGGAGAGUAUACGUAUGCAAAUGGAGACACCUAUACUGGAGAAUGGUUUAACCACAAUAGGCAUGGGCAAGGUACAUAUGUCUAUAAAGACUCAGGAUCUAAGUACGUUGGUGGUUGGGUAAAUGGAAACCAGGAAGGAGAAGCUGAACUUAUCCACCUAAACCAUAGAUUUAAGGGCAAGUUUUUGAAUGGAAAUCCUGUAGGCCAUGGCAAAUAUGUCUUUGAUAUUGGAUGUGAACAGCAUGGUGAAUACAUACAAGCAGAGCAGGAUAAAGGAGAGGGGGAAGAAGAGGAGGAACCCUCGUUACUUGCUGCACCAAAAUGGAAAGCAUCAGAAAUUACCAAAUUAACACUCUGGACUCCCCAUGGGGAAAACCCACCUUCUCCCAGAGAAGCCUCCCUAGUGUCAGCAGCAGCAGCAGAAGCAGUGGAAGAGCCAGCAGCAGCAGCAGCAGCAACUGAAGAGGAGAAAAUACCAUCAAUUGCAGUCACUGAUGAGUCUGCUGACGGUAGGGAUGAUGAGCCUUCUCUUCAUGAAGUAUCCAGUGAAGUUUAUAGCCCAGCAAGGGAUGCAGGAGAGGAAGAUGAGGGAAGCAGAGAGGAAGAAGAAAACAAAGAUGAGGAGGAUCAAGGAACUACUAGUUUAGAGAAUAAUGAGGAUGAAUCGAAAGAAGCAGAGUAA
Phaethon lepturus (White-tailed tropicbird) is the source of this 933-nucleotide messenger RNA. RefSeq names its product radial spoke head 1 homolog (Chlamydomonas) (gene RSPH1). The annotation marks the transcript as partial. Gene Ontology annotation, cellular component: nucleus; motile cilium. The record is from RefSeq and is a predicted model, not a curated record. NCBI's taxonomy places the organism in Eukaryota, Metazoa, Chordata, Aves, Phaethontiformes, Phaethontidae. The transcript is spliced from 8 exons. Gene Ontology annotation, biological process: spermatid development; axoneme assembly.